AUCGUCAGCACUUGCAGACCACUUACUUGCAUCGAGAGGACCUCUGAAAGCAUCUUUGGUAAUAGCACUCGUCACAAUGUUGUCUUUGGCUGUUAUUCUACUGAUUAGUGUGGCUGGUGCGAUAGCAGCACCAUGGACUGCUCCGGCUAACCUAGGUCUCAGUGCCCUCGGUGCCAACGGUGGCCUCGGCUUCGGACGCGGACUCGGAUACGGACGCGGACUCGGAUACGGGCACGGACUCGGAUACGGCCGCAGGUUCGGUGACGGAUGCCGCGGAUUGGGAUGCGGUGUACGCCGCGUGAGGCUUGCUGGUCUCCGUGGCGUCGGUAUCCAUGGACUUGGACGUCGCGGUCUCGGUGGUCUUGGAGCUCACGGCGCUAUUGCUGGCGUCGGUAUCCAUGGACUUGGACGUCGCGGUCUCGGUGGUCUUGGAGCUCACGGCGCUAUUGCUGGCGCCUACACCGCUCGUGGCGCCAACAUCGGUCUCAACAACGCCUUCGAGGGCAGCGAUGAAUUCGUCGGAGUCGGUAACUUCAACUUCCAGGGAGCCAAAGGUAAGGCCGCAAGCCACGUCCCAGCGGGAGCCGCCCCGGCCACCGCCCCGGCCGUGAUUGGACGCCAGUGGGGAGCUGGAUCUGCCCGCCAAUGGCAGGCUGCUUCUGCCGACCGUGCUGCCUCUGGUAGCGGCGUUGCCGCCUCUGCCCGCCAGGCUAGCCGCACUGCCCAACAGGAGGCGCAGGCCAGCUUCACCCAGAAUGCCGUCAGCCAGGGAGCCGGAUCUGCCGGAGCCGCCUACGCUUUCGCCAGGAACAUCCCGUACAACGGCAUCCAGGCUGUCGGCGUCGCCCCCGCCAACCCACAGGUCGGAGCUGCCGAUAUUUCUGUGCCCGCCAACCAGGGGGGUGACGUCAUCGUUGCCGACGGAGCUGCCGGUAUUUCUGUGCUCGCCAACCAGAGGGGUGACGCCAGCGUUGCCGACGGAGCUGGUUACGGCGAUGGUGGCUACGGCAGCAGCGCCGGCUAUGGCGCCAAGGCUGGAUAUGGUUAAACGCAGAGAAGCAAGCGCAUGCGUAAGGCCACUACCAUCGUGCCUACCCCCCCCCGAUGACGACUCUUACCAACUUUGAGAUUCCGAUAGAAGAGAUAACCGUGAAUGAUUUUUAAUUGGUCCAUGAUGCUCGCUACAA
Molecule: messenger RNA, 1187 nt
Organism: Priapulus caudatus
Lineage: Eukaryota; Metazoa; Priapulida; Priapulimorpha; Priapulimorphida; Priapulidae
Product: spidroin-1-like
Exons: 6
Coding region: 77-1048 (323 amino acids)
Source: RefSeq, a predicted model, not a curated record